This is a messenger RNA of Nicotiana attenuata, 787 nucleotides long. Its product is annotated as organ-specific protein S2-like. The record is from RefSeq and is a predicted model, not a curated record. NCBI's taxonomy places the organism in Eukaryota, Viridiplantae, Streptophyta, Magnoliopsida, Solanales, Solanaceae. Bases 45 to 671 code for a protein of 208 amino acids. The transcript is spliced from 2 exons.
AUAUGAUUUUAAAAUAGCUUAACCUGUCUAUAUAAGCUCAUAAUAUGCUUCAAGCAAAGAUCAAUAACAAUAGCUUAAGAAUCAUACAUAUUCAUAGUGAAGUGGCCAUGAAAUCGCCCGUUGCUCUUAUCCUGCUCUUUUCACUUGCCCUGUACACAAGCAACACUUAUGCGAGAAAAGACCCUGGAGAAUACUGGAGAGCUGUUAUGAAUGAGCCAAUGCCUGAAGAAAUCAAACAUCUUAUGCCUCGGCAUUCAGUUCCUCUCUCCAAAGAUAAAACUGAUUGUUACACAUCAUCUUCUAUUGGAGGUGAAGCCUUUGAACCAAAGACUGAUCUAUCUGUCUAUCACGACGAUGCCAAGCUGAAAGAAGCUGAUAAAUCAUUAUUUACGAAAGAUUUCGAGCCAAGGCCUAGUGCAACUGGUUAUCAUGAUGAUGAUGCUGGUCUUAAACAAGAAAAGUCCUUUGCUGAAUAUUUUGAGCCUAAGACAAAUAUGUCUGUGUACGACGAUGCCAACCUGAAAGAAGCUGAGAACUUAUUAUUUACGAAAGAUUUCGAGCCAAGGCCUGGUGCAACUGGUUAUCAUGAUGAUGACGAUGGUCUUAAACAAGAAAAGUCUUUUGCCGAAGAUUUUGAGCCUAGGCCAAAUAUUUCUGUGUACCAAGAUUGAUGUUUCAAAUAAUGAGUACUCUGUGUCUUCCCGCUUUUGUGAAUUUACAUUUUUUAUGCCUCUUAAUAUUAAGUAAUUUAUGAAAUAAAGAUUUGUAACCAUACUUGAUGGUUGUA